Oryza brachyantha (malo sina) is the source of this 1265-nucleotide messenger RNA. RefSeq names its product NDR1/HIN1-like protein 2. Gene Ontology annotation, biological process: defense response to other organism. The transcript has a single exon. The record is from RefSeq and is a predicted model, not a curated record. Lineage: Eukaryota; Viridiplantae; Streptophyta; Magnoliopsida; Poales; Poaceae. The coding region runs from base 303 to 920 and encodes 205 amino acids.
GCGCAAACCAUCCACAACUCGGCCAAACCCAACACAACAGCUGCCAAAUUUACUAUUCCUCGCCGUCGCCGUGCAAACCUCCAAAAACCCACGCGUUUUACACAACAACCGCGUCGCCGAGCCAUUCUGUCCUAUAUACAUACGAGUACAGCAAGCCAAGCGUCUGCCAUCCUCCUCCACUUGUUUCCUGGGCAUCGAGAUCGAGAGAGAGAGAGAGAGAGAGAGAGAGAGAUUUCACACACACGACAAGAGAAGAGAACAGAAGGGAAGAGGAGGAGCAGAUCUCGAUCGGCGGCGCGGCGAUGGGUUCGGCGAGCAGGGCGGUGUCGUGCCUGUGCUGCCCGUGCAAGUGCCUGGCGUGCGGCCUCUUCAGCUGCCUCUGCAGCAUCCUCAUCUCCCUCCUCGUCACCGUCGGCGUCCUCGCCCUCAUCUUCUACCUCAUCUUCCGCCCCCACAUGAUCGCCGCCACCGUCGACUCCGCCUCCCUCGUCCAGUUCACCCUCGCCCAGAACUCCGCCCUCGCCUACAACCUCAACGUCGACCUCACCGUCCGCAACCCCAACAAGCGCGUCGGCCUCUACUACGACAACGUCGAGUCGCUCGCCCUCUUCGACGGCCAGCGCUUCGGAUACGCCCCCCUCGACCCCUUCUUCCAGUCCACCGAGGCCUCCACCAAGCUCUCCCCCUCCUUCAAGGGCCAGCAGCCGCUCACCGGCGACAUCACCGCCGCCAACUUCAGGUCGCAGCAGACCAGCGGCAAGUUCGACAUCGAGGUCAAGCUCAACGCCAAGCUCAGGGUCAAGGUCUGGGCCUUCAAGGUCCCCGGACCCAAGGCCAAGAUUAGCUGCCCGAUCACGGUCCCGGUGCCCAACUCCAACUCCGCCGCAUUCCAGCCCACCGACUGCAAAGUCUGGUUCUGAUUCCCCCCACCGUUCUCUGUCUCAUGGAUUGGUUCGCAUUUGGGGAUUAUUAGCCAGCCUACUAUCACUAUGUUCUAUAUGGAUGGAUGGGUGGAUUCUUUUGUUUCUUUCGAUUUGUUGAUGAGGGAUUUAGCUGCUCGCCGGAUGUAGCUGUACAUGGUCGCGGUUUAGGUUCUCUAGCGACUGUCAUGCACAUAUUAUCGAUCCAUUGAUCUAUGUCUUGUUCUUAUUUUUCCCCUCUCUUUGGGCACUGCUUACUUACUGCUGUUACAGAUCGGAUAUGUUGAUACAUUCAGAUUUUAUUCAGGUUCACCUAUUACUUAUAUCUACUACUUUCUGUGACCA